AUGGCUGUCUCAGUGCUUCGGGUGACAGUUUUCCUGGGACUGCUUGCCUUAAUCCUGACUUGUCAUGCUGAAGAAGGAACACACAAGCCAGACAAGGAGUCAGAUGACUCAGACAAGCCUCCAAAGCAGGAUUUCCCCACAUUUCUCAACACCCUGGGCAAAGAGAUCAUCGAGGAUGCAGUGGCACUCUUCCUGGGCUCCAUGCUGAGGCACGGUGCUUUUGUGGAAUUUGAUGCUAAACCAGAACAUUCAUCAAAGUGA
Molecule: messenger RNA, 261 nt
Organism: Pteronotus mesoamericanus
Lineage: Eukaryota; Metazoa; Chordata; Mammalia; Chiroptera; Mormoopidae
Gene: CUNH5orf46
Product: chromosome unknown C5orf46 homolog
Exons: 3
Coding region: 1-261 (86 amino acids)
Source: RefSeq, a predicted model, not a curated record